AAAUUCCCACAAAAAUAUAAAAAAAAAUUAAUUACAUAAAAAACAAUAAAAAUUAAAACUAACACAAAACCACCACAACAACAAGAAGAAGAGGAAUAAUCACAGAGUUCAAACUUUUUCUGAUAACCAAAUUUUUCUCUCUGAAUUGGAGAAAAGGUUUUUUAAUUGGGAAUUUGCAUAUAGCAUCAUGAGAUUCAAACGAGGGAGCAUCGUUGAAGUAUUGAGCAAAAGGGAGAUGCCUUCAGGCUGCUGGUGCUCUGCUAAGAUAAUCUGUGGUAACGGCCACAACUACACUGUCAGAUAUGAUGGAUAUGAGGGUAACGCUGAUAACGCCGUUGUGGAGAGGGUAUCCAGAGAUGCCAUCAGGCCUUGCCCACCUUCACUGGAAGUUUCAGAGAAUUUGGUUCCUGGUGAUGUCAUUGAGUUUUUAGACAAUUUUUCUUGGAAAAUGGCAGCAAUUACAAAGGUUUUGGGAAAGGAGUGCUUUUUAAUCAGGCCAGUCGGAUCCUCCCGGCAAUACAAGGUCGGAAAAUUUGAAAUCCGAGUCAGACAGUUUUGGCAAGAUGACAAAUGGGUUGUGAUUGGAAAGGGUUUGAACAAUUAUGAGAAUAAAAAACAUGGUGAAUUUUUAACUCCAAAGUUCAAUCAACAUUCAUAUCGUAAAGCUCAGAAGAAUGAAACGCUGACUGAGUCCUCUCAUCUGAAGAGAAGAUCACCCUACCUGUGUUCUCAAGAUGAAGCAUAUGGUGGACCUGCUGAGAAGUUUAGAGCUGUUGAAAAAGAGGGAAGGUGUCUCCGAGUAAUUGCUGCGAAUUUCUCUACAUUUUCUGAACAGGUAGAUGUUGCUUUACCAGGACGUAUGCAGGGUGGAAAAGAUAUACGUGCUUCUCUUAACAACAGAAAAAGUGUAUUGUCUGAUGUGGAUGUGGAAAGGAGGAAACCAAGUGGUGAUGUUGGGCGUUUGUUUGCUGUGAACCUAAAUUUGAAUGAUGCUGAUGGUGUCACAUGCUCUGUUGGUAGUUGUAGUAUCGAUAGCAAAGAUUUCAUUAAGUUGCCUCCUCCUGUUUCUGCUAGUUCUACUGAAGAUUUUGAUGAUCAGUUUUCCGAUGCCGAAUCUUCUUUUCAAUUGAGAUACGAGGAAGGAAACUCUCUCCUUCCUGCUAAAGAAGAAUUGGCAGAUGAGAUCCAUAGGUUAGAGUUGCAUGCUUACCGUUGCACGAUAGGGGCAUUACAUGCGUCAGGACCUUUAAGUUGGGAACAAGAAGAAUUGGUGACGAAUCUUCGCCUUUCACUCCAUAUAUCAAAUGAUGAACAUUUAAUGGAGCUUAGAAACUUAAUUUCUGGAGAUACCAGCAUUCAUAUUAGAUGACAGGAAAACUGGAACUGCGUGUUUUGAUUCAUAUUUUUCUUGUAGCUGUAGAAUCUCGAUGAGCAUUUUCAUUAAUGACCUCGCUCCACUGUAAGAAACAAGAUGAGAUGUUUUGAUGUCCUUUUAUGUUUAGUUACAACACAUAGUCCAGUUUCAAUGUAGUACAAACUUUUCCAAGUAUGGCUAUUAUUAUCAUACUCUUCGUUGUGGAUCAAUUAUUCUCUUUUUGCUUUUUUCUGGGGUUGUACGGAAUGCAUAUCAAGAUUUAGAGGUUCAACAUAAACCUUACCAUAUGAAGUUUCUGUACUAUUCGCAUAAGCAUUUGGGUAUUAUCAAUGUACAUUGCAAACUGCAAGUAACGACUCUGCAUGUUCUCGUAUGACACAUCUGCACAUAUAGAGUGCUGUAUCCUUUCUUUAUUUGUUGAUUUGUGAGGCUAAUUGCUUUCUCUUCGAUUCUCUAGUGUGAAUAAUAUGUCCCAUGAUUUCAUUUGUGGACAGUAUUAAUGCAUCCACUGCGUUUUCCAGGGACAAAGUAGGAGGCUUGUCGCCUUGCUUUCAAGUCUCCAAAGAUGAUCUUGGGGCUUGCCAGCUUUCUAUCAGCCUAGACUCGAGGGCAAUAGUAAGACAGCUUCUGAUGCUGCUGUUCACAUUAAUAUAUCUGGUUUCUGCUUUCUUCCAUAUCAGGCCACCUGUGAGCCUUAGAUACUUGUUUUACUGGAGGAAGUAAGACAAUCUAGUGGCUGACACAGGAUGACCUGAGAUGUAGAUGCUUGAAAGGUUUUGUUUCAAACCGCUGCCUCAGCACUUCCACUUACAGCUUAUUUGACUUACUGAUAUCAAUUUUAUUCUCCAUCUGCUAUAGAUUUAUCAUGUCAGCAUACAUACAUUUCAUAAUCUUCUUCGUUUCUACGGUUUACAGCUUUUAUUGUCUUCUGUUCUUUCUGUUUCCCGUGUCUCUGGAAGUUGUAGCUUGUCGAGUUUUAUAUUGUAACCUCUUAAAAAUAUGCAAAUAACGUGUGCUACAUCUUUGGGGCAAUUGGAAAAUUGCUUAACAUGUUUUCUUUCUUGUGUACCGUAGCUGCAUGUUUUUCUUUAUUCAAGUAAGUGCCUGAGUACGCCAUUCACUGAAUUAGCAUAGGGUAGUAGACCUAAUGGUAUCUUAUGCUGAUCAGCAGGAAAUGUGUGAUUUAUUUCUCGAUAUUCUUCCUCAGCUUCUGAUUGGGAGUGUUUUAAUCCCUAAUAACCAACUUUCCAAGUGUAAACAGUAAGAAGAUAUCCAUGUCCUGAUAUAUAGGCCAUCUGACUGCCCUACAGCUCUUCAAUUCUUUGUGAUUAUUGUUGUAUUUGUUUGUAUCUUUGGAAGUUAUCAGACAGGUUCUGUUGCAUUGCAUUGCACUGCAUAAGCUUUAGUGACUGGAUCAAUCAUCCAUUUCGACCAGAGUGCAGAGCGAUGGACACUAUGUUCCAAGAAAAAGCGAAUGGAUAACUUCUAAUAAAGCAUCCAUUCACGCUUUUGCUUGCCCCUGAUUGACAAAAAUUGUCAGCCAUGUCCUUGUACUGCAAGAUUUGAACUGAGGUAUGCUUGAAAGGGUUAAACUUGAUACCGAAGGAAACAAAGUUAUCUUUUUCUGUUAAUGAUGCUUUCGACGCAAACUAUAUAUCAGCUCGGAACAAAUCCGGUGUGGAAACCAAGUAGCCAACAAUGAGAAGCAUUCGCUUUUGGUAAAGAUUUGAGGAUUGCUCAAUAGUAUACAUGCUCAUGAAUGCGAGAUGCAAAACAUACUAGAAUCUCGAGCAUGGAACGCAAAAUUUGAUUGUCUCGGCAAUUCCAAAUGAUUCAGCUAAGUAUUGUCACCCCCUCUGGCAAGUCUGGCAUUGUGUGAAAGUUCAUUUGUUUCUAUAUCAGCAGAGCAUUCACUGUUGCUGCAUGCCAUACCAUGAGACCCUACUUCGUUUGUAUCUCGUGAAAAUUUUCAGAGAAUGCGACAAUUUUUUCUGGUUUUCAUAUCUUGUGAAGAUUUAUGGGAAUCGAGAUCCUUUCCGGAUCUCCAAGUCUGGAGCCCGCGGAUCCAAGGAUUUGGGUCGUUCAAAGGGGGGAGAGAGAUCCAGACGUUUGAUUUGUGUGGAGUGGCCAGUGAGAUACAAAAAUAAGGGCCAUAGGAUUUUAAAUGAGUAGUUCAGAUUUUUUAAUCUGCGGACUCCGGACACAAAAAUCCGAAGAGGCUCUCCAUCCGAUUUAUAGGUUCCAACUUUAGGGGUCCGAAGUUCCGAAUUAUUCGUACAUGCAAAACGGGACUGUUUUUAUGGCCCUUAAGACAAAAGAAAAAACAGUUUAAUGGGCCCAAGUUUUUGUUUUCUUGCUAAAGUAGGUUCGGACUUUUGGGUUUCAUGUAUUCAAUAUUUGGUUGCAAGUUGCAACCCACCAUCAGAAGUCAUAUUAAAUUUUGAUAAAGUGA
Messenger RNA from Malus domestica (apple), 3827 nucleotides. Lineage: Eukaryota; Viridiplantae; Streptophyta; Magnoliopsida; Rosales; Rosaceae. The record is from RefSeq and is a predicted model, not a curated record.